GAACAUUCUACAAAGUUGAAUCAGACAAAAUUGAGCCUUGAUCACAACCACCCCGUUGAAGAAGCUCGUGAGUUGUGCUGUGCCGAAUUCGAGCCCCGCCCGGUGUCAAGGCGAGCCGGGUCGUAGACGAUGGAAGAUGGUAUUGAUGGAGAGCUUGAAGGGAGGUUUGUGAGGGCUUAUCAUUUGAUACCAAGAAUGAUCGCUACUGCGCUUUCUGGUGCUCUCACAGGCCUCUUUGCUCUCGCUGGGGCUUUUACAGGAGCCAUCACUGGUGCUUUAGCAGGUAGGGCUUCUGAUAGUGGUGUCCUUCGUGGAGCUGGACUGGGCUCCAUUGCUGGUGCUGUUCUCUCUGUAGAGGUUUUGGAGGCUUCCCGUGCUUACUGGUGUUUGGAGCGCUCGGGCUCACGGAGUUCAUCAUCCAUGGCAGAUUUUAUAGAGGAGCUCUUCCGCAGUAGGUUUGUAGAGGAACCGUUUCCACCACCAAUGUUAACGGCUUAUCAUUGGCAGGUAAUUGAUGGUAACAUAAGCUAUGAUGAGAUACGCGAUGUCUAUAUAGGAGCAUCUACCAGAGGCUUGUCGGAGGGUGCACUAAAAAAGCUUCCAUGUCAUGUAAUAUCGGAUGAAAUCAAGACAAAGCAAAGCAUCUGUUGUACAAUAUGUUUACAGGAUGUUGAAAUCGGGGAAAUUGCAAGGAGCUUGCCGCGGUGCCACCACACGUUCCAUUUGACUUGUGUCGACAUGUGGCUCACUAGACACGGCUCAUGCCCGGUAUGCAGACAAGAUGUGUAAAAUGUAUGUAGGCUUUGGUUUUCAUGUAUAGAAAAGGAACAUUGAUAUUGCUAAAUGUGUACUUGUAUGUAUUUUAUUGUAACAUAGUGUUCUGAAGCAAAUUGUUGUUCAUAAUCACAUGCUCUCCUUUGAAGGCAUUCACUGAUGAAGCCGGUAUCAUAUAGCAUCCUUCAUGUUUGGAUUUCGAGUUGAAAAAAGUUUGUAUGAGAAAUCCUGGAAAACUGAUAUUCCAUUGAAUCAAGGGCGGAGCCAAAAAUUCAGUCUAUGGUGG
Messenger RNA from Ilex paraguariensis (yerba mate), 1060 nucleotides. NCBI's taxonomy places the organism in Eukaryota, Viridiplantae, Streptophyta, Magnoliopsida, Aquifoliales, Aquifoliaceae. The record is from the annotation of a GenBank genome assembly.